Achroia grisella is the source of this 1918-nucleotide messenger RNA. RefSeq names its product peroxisomal membrane protein PEX13 (gene Pex13). The transcript has 5 exons. The record is from RefSeq and is a predicted model, not a curated record. NCBI's taxonomy places the organism in Eukaryota, Metazoa, Arthropoda, Insecta, Lepidoptera, Pyralidae. Gene Ontology annotation, cellular component: peroxisome; peroxisomal importomer complex; peroxisomal membrane. Bases 224 to 1387 code for a protein of 387 amino acids. Gene Ontology annotation, molecular function: protein binding. Gene Ontology annotation, biological process: protein import into peroxisome matrix, docking.
UGUAGUUUCUGAUGUCACUCACUGUUUGUCUUUUACGGUAUACGUAAAUACAAUUCAGUGUUAUUUUAUUAGAAAUUUAUAAUUUACUUAUAACUUUUACGUUCAAUCUGAAAACGCGUAAUUAUUUGGCUUUGAUGUAAUAUUUAUUAAUUAAUUGUCACAUUUAUUAACCUAUUUGUAUUUUACUAAGUCAUUUUAUCAAUCAUAGUUGUGCAACGUAAAAAUGAGUGAACCUGCGAAACAGUUCGACCUAAACUCUGAACCCAGUUUAUCGAACGCAGCGAUUGCGCCUAAUGGAGUAGGCAUUCCAUCAUUUAGGAACCCCGUACCACCACCUUCUGUGAGCCAAAAUGUGGGACCACCCGUCUUACCACCUAGACCUGACAUGGCGUUGCAACCUAGUUACGGAAUGACUCCAAGUUAUGGGAUGAAUUCCUUUGGUGGCAUGGGUGGUUCAUAUGGCUUGGGAGGUUCUUAUGGUAUGGGAGGAUAUGGAGGAAGCUACGGAUAUGGUGGUUAUGGAGGAGGUUAUGGAAUGGGAGGGAUGGGGUCCAUUGGAGGCAUGGGAUAUGGUGGAUACAACAGAUAUGGUGGCAUGUAUGGAGAUAUGGAAAACAGAUUCAUCCAAAUGGCAGAAGAGAAUUCAAGGCCGGCAUUUGAUUCCAUACAAAGCUUUGUAAACGCUGUAGGCAGUGUUGCAAUGAUGUUGGAAAACACGUUUUUCGCACUAACAAGCUCCUUCAGGGCAAUAUUGGGUGUUGCAGAAAACUUUGGCAGACUGAGGUCGUUAUUUGCCCAAUUCUGGUCCACAUUCGCAGUAGUACGGUCCCUGAAUUGGCUAGUCAGGAAACUUAUGGUCAUCUUAGGAAUUAGGACAGAAAAUGAAUUUAAGGCAUGGGCACAAGCGGUGGCUGCGACCCAGUCUGGAGUCGCCAGCCCUGAACAGCGCGCGCGCGGCUCCAGCUGGCCGAUCCUGAUGUUCUUCGGUGUUGUUGCCGCAGCACCUUAUAUUGUACUCAAAAUGAUGAGCGGACUCUCCAACAGCAUUAACGAAAGACUAAACGAUCCAACGACCUGGCAGAACCCACUGCGCGCUGUCGCUCAGCACGACUUCCAAGCCACCUCCCCCCAGGAGAUCAACUUCACAGCAAACCAGGUUCUAAACCUCGCUCCCCAGCACCUCCAAGGUCACCUUUGGAAUUCCGGCUGGUUAAUGGCAUCAACAGACAAACAGCACGCUGGUAUGGUACCCGUGAACUAUAUCAAGGUCAUAAAACCAACGAACCCUAACGAAGAUAAUCAAAAUGUCACGACAAAUGAAUCAAAAGAGAAAACAGUGGAACCAACUUUCAAUGAAUUAGACAAAUUUUAUGGAAAUGAAUUAUAAAAAUAGUUUUUUUAAAUUAAUUAUUAUAAUUAAGAUGAAGUUACGGUUAUAUUAAUUGUAGGGACUGUAUAAAAUUAGUCAAACUUUAUUUUAGACUGGUGGUAUCUGAUAUACGGGAAUAAAUAAGCUAGCUUAGUUUUGACAUUUUUAUAUAUGCUUAAUAAUAUACUGCAUUAACUCAAAAAUUACGUUUGCAUUGAAAAAUCUUCUCCAGCGACUUUACUUUAACGUCCAUUUCUUAAAUUUGAAAUUUUUGAGUCAUUUCGUGUCGAUAUCUUAUUAUUUUUUAAUUCUUCACUGAUAGAGAAAUUUAAAAAAUCUGGUCAAUUUAUUUAUAUAAUUUUAAUCCACACAAUACAAAAGGUAAUAAAUACAUUCGACGAACUUAAAAUCAUACAACAUUUUGCUAGUUUCUGCUACCCAACUAUAAUGUAUGCAGAUAAUACGUCGCGACCUUAUUAAUAAACUACAUUAAUUAAUUAGACGAGAAAACGACUUUAAUGAUGUAACUAUAAAGUCGAAAUCCCAAAA